AAAUUUUGUUUCCUUCCCCAGGAAUUGUAAGACCCCACUUAAAAGCAGACCAGACUUCACUUCACAGUAAAAUGGAAAGUUCUGCCUGUAACAUGAUGACUAGAAGGAAACCAGCAGCUGUUGACAGUGUUGCAAUGCCAACUCCAGUAUUACCUCUCCUACCUUCAGCAGCAGCAGCAUCUGAAGCAGCCAGCCCACCACUGAAAAAAAGGUUCAAGCACCGUGAAAUCGAAGCAAUCCAGUGUGAGGUGCGCAAGAUGUGCAACUACACCAAGAUCCUGUCCACAAAGAAGAAUCUGGAUCAUGUGAACAAGAUCCUGAAAGCCAAGCGGCUGCAGAGACAAUCAAAGACAGGCAAUAACUUUGUCAAGAAGCGGAGGGGGCGUCCCCGGAAGCAACCCCUCUCCUUUGACGAAGACUCCAGAGACCAAAUGCCCAUUCUGGAAAAAUGCAUUGACCUUCCCAGCAAAAGAGGUCAGAGACCAACACUGAAUCCAUUGAUACUGGAGCAAGCAGCCACCCAAGACACAAUCAUGGCCACCAUAGAGGCUGUCAUACACAUGGCUCGAGAGACGCCACCCCUGCCACCUCCUCUUCCUCCUCACCCCCUGCCACCCCCUCUCCCUCCACCCCGGAUGCCCCGGGUUGGGAAAAGGAAAAGUAAGUCCCCACAGGAGGAGGAGGAGGAUGUAAAAGUGAAGCGGCACCGGAAAGGCAGAGGAAAUGAAAGCGAAGGCCUUCCAUAAGGCCAGCACACCCCAUCGGAUGUCAGGUGCCGGUAGCAGGGCAUGCUGGGACUGGUGGACUGGAGGCACACGGUCUGCUUUGCCCCCACGGCAGCACCGGACUUAUCCCUCAGGCGGCCGAAACCCAUCAUGGAGAGCUGUGCCAGCUGGGGUUCACAUCUUCCUUUUCAUCGCUUCGGCCCCGGCCCCUCAGGAAAGAGGGGGAAAGGGUGAGGGGCUGGAAAGGUGGGGGCGAGGGGGGGGGGGGUGUCAAAGUUGGGGAUACUGUCUACUUUGCAGAGUUUCCAAAACUAAUCAGCAUCUUGGCAUUGCUGUGCUCACACCGUACCCGGAGGCAGGAGGUCGUCCUCACAGAGAGCUGAACGUUGUCACUAGGGCUGCAUGCUCGACUCCGAUUAUAUUUGGCAGGCCAGGUGAAACUAAGAGUAACCAUACCAUAGUAGAAAUCACUGUAAAAAAAGAAAAAAAAAGAAAAAAAAAAGAGAGAAAAAAAAGGAACAAAAAAAUAGUGUAAUUUUCUCAACUGUGAUAUUGCUUAUAAUCUGAAUUUUUCUUUUCUUUUUUUUUUUUUCAGUUUUAUAUAACUACCGGGUUUUGGGGCAGCAUAACCCCAAAUGCCUGACUCCUAUAUAUAUAUUUUUUUCUCAUUUACUUGCCUAGUUACAACAAGUUGCAAUAUAGACAAUAGAAAAGUAGAGCCUUACAUGUGCACACUCUCAUUCUGAGUGCUAUCCCAAGGAACGACGGAAUAUCACAACAUUUCAAAUAAGGUGUACAAGGAUAUAUUCAGUUAUGAUAGCAUGUUUCUAUGAAGCAACUUGGCAUUUCCAAUGGCAUGUGAAAAAGGGGUCAUCCAUCAACCAAGUUGUUUUGAUGCUCAGUACAUAUGAGUAGAGAACAGCAAGACACUUCUGGGGAAUAGAGUUAUAGUAAACAUGGACAAAAUCACCAAAAAAAAAAGAAUAAAAAGUGAAAAGAAAAAAGUAGGACAGAAAAAAUAGAGUAAAAAGACAGGGCCCAACCCUACCAGUUCUUACCACCUGCAAUUCCCAGUGAAAUUAUGGGAAACCCAGGAUCAGAAUUAUUUGCAUUGAGUAGCAAUGCCUUGAAAUGUUCUUUUAAAGAAAAUAGAUAAAGUAGAUAGUUUAAAAAAAAAUAGAGAACAAAACCCUAUGGAAAAUAGGUUAUUUCUUGGCAAUUAUUUCUUAAAAAAUAAAAGGAAUAAGUGUUCUUAUCUGAAAAUAAAAAUAAAAUGUUCAAAGGGUAUCAACACUGCAAUUUUAUUAAUGCCACUUUGGACAUGUACUCCAAGUUGUGGUUGCCUUAAUAAACUAAAAUAAUUUUUUUUUGUACAUAAUGUAAUUAUAAAGCUCUCAGUCUGCAUGGAUGCAAACUGUGUGUGACAAAUUGUUUCUUUAAAUGGACAGUUCAAAUUGUACAUUUCUCAUUCAAGUUGUAUGUUAACCAUUGUUCUAACUUGGGUAAAAUACCCGAACUCCAUUUCCACAGCCCAGUCAAAUGUUUAACUCAAAGACUGAACAUGAAGCUGUUCCACUGCAGUAACAACGCUUUAAAAUAAUAAUAAUAAAAAAAUCAGUUGUUGAAAUUUGAAAUAGGGAAAUAGGUACAUUCAACUUUAUUUUAUUUCUUUUUAAAGUCCUUCAGUACACCCAACAUCUGACAUGGCAAGAUGGAUAUUAAAAUUGGGAGGGGGAGGAGGGAAAAUUCCAGUAAGGGAGUGGGGAGUGGAAUUAUUCAAUGAUUCAUAAGCCAACUGUUAUUCCCAUGACAUAGCAUGACAGUAAAAAAAAAAAAAAAAAAAAAAGAAAGACAACAGAAAAGAAAAAAGUCUCCACCAAAAAAAAAAAAGCGUUUUUAUUCUUUUAUUUACAAAAUCAUAUCAAGACUAUGGUGUUAAAGGGACACUGUAAACAUACAGCUCAUUAUUCUUAGAGACUGAUUUUUCUUCUGUGAUAGCACCUUAGCUUAUUAAAACUGUAUGCGUUUGGGGUUUGGACUGGGGGGCUGGGAGAGGGUUUUUUGUGUUGUUUUUUUUUUUUUUUAAUUAUUUUUUUAAGGCUGGAACAAAUGUUGAGAUCCUAUCUCCUUAAAACUGAUAAGAUGGAUCGCAGAAUUUUGUUUCCGAUUUGUUUUACAUCAUUCAUCAUACUAAUUUGUGCUUUUAGUUUUCCAAUUAAUGCAGCUUAGAAAUAAACUGACUGGUUGCUGCUUCUGUUACAACCAGCUUUGCCUUUCAUUUCUCUUAAAUCAGUGCAGUGUUAUCGACUGAAGCUGUAGGCCUGCAGGAAAAAAAAUGCUUAUGCCUUCUCCAGCUCCUCCUUUCUUUCUUAAAAAGCAUUGGAUGGAGUUUUAGUUGAUUCAGAAACCUUUGGUUUUCCAUCUUUCCCUUGGGCCUGCAAGUAGUUGACAGUGUCUCUUAAAAUGCAAG
Messenger RNA from Oxyura jamaicensis (ruddy duck), 3195 nucleotides. RefSeq names its product SET-binding protein-like. The record is from RefSeq and is a predicted model, not a curated record. Bases 72 to 746 code for a protein of 224 amino acids. The transcript has 2 exons. Lineage: Eukaryota; Metazoa; Chordata; Aves; Anseriformes; Anatidae.